Cimex lectularius (bed bug) is the source of this 503-nucleotide messenger RNA. RefSeq names its product protein bcn92 (gene bcn92). The record is from RefSeq and is a predicted model, not a curated record. Gene Ontology annotation, cellular component: mitochondrion; L-cysteine desulfurase complex. Gene Ontology annotation, biological process: iron-sulfur cluster assembly. Lineage: Eukaryota; Metazoa; Arthropoda; Insecta; Hemiptera; Cimicidae. The coding region runs from base 149 to 412 and encodes 87 amino acids. The transcript is spliced from 3 exons.
AUUAUACAAAUGUAAACAGUAGAUGAGGUUUUUGUGAAGGUUAUGCACAAUACAAAAUUCCUGUUUCCUCUGUUGUUGAGUUGCUUUUUACCAAAAAAAAUUCAAUUUCUCGAUCCUUUAAAAAGAAUUUUGGCCCGAUUCUACUCCGAUGCCGGCUCCAGGAAAGCUGCAAGUGUUGACACUUUACAAAGCUCUGUUGAGAGAGGCCUCGAAAUUUCCGGCGUACAAUUUCAGGAUGUAUGGUCUGCGAAGGGUCCGAGACGGCUUUAAAAUCAAUAAAAGCAUUACUGACGAGGCGAAAAUAAUCGAAAAAUACGAAGAAGGGAUCAAAAGUCUCGAUAUCAUCAAAAGACAGGUUGUUAUAUCAUCACUGUUCCGGACAGACACCCUCGUUAUAGAAAAAAUGCAGUAAUUACUAGUUAAGAGAAAUUUUGUAUAUAUUUUUUUGUAGCAUGAGUCAUUUUUAUAUUUAUUGUUUUGUUAAUUGAGAAAAUAAAUUUAUA